AUGCAAGAUGAUAAUACGGACUUUUAUAAGAAUAAAUAUAAAAAAAAUAUUUUCACUUCAAUACGCAACCCCUCCUCUGUGCUCAAAACUGCCGUAUGUAACAUUUCUAAAAGCCAUUUCUUCAACAGAAGAACGAAAAAGGUUUAUGAUCCUAUUCUUCCUAUAUGUAUCAACAUAAAUGAUGGAUAUCAUAUUUUUAUUUUCAUAAACGCAAAGUAUGUGAAAGACCAUUUAUAA
Messenger RNA from Plasmodium inui San Antonio 1, 237 nucleotides. RefSeq lists its product as hypothetical. The record is from RefSeq and is a predicted model, not a curated record. The transcript has a single exon. NCBI's taxonomy places the organism in Eukaryota, Apicomplexa, Aconoidasida, Haemosporida, Plasmodiidae. Bases 1 to 237 code for a protein of 78 amino acids.